Molecule: messenger RNA, 1969 nt
Organism: Populus trichocarpa (black cottonwood)
Lineage: Eukaryota; Viridiplantae; Streptophyta; Magnoliopsida; Malpighiales; Salicaceae
Product: 3-ketoacyl-CoA synthase 6
Exons: 1
Coding region: 138-1628 (496 amino acids)
Biological process (GO): fatty acid biosynthetic process
Cellular component (GO): membrane
Molecular function (GO): acyltransferase activity, transferring groups other than amino-acyl groups
Source: RefSeq, a predicted model, not a curated record
CCCCCCUCACCUAAUAUCAUCAACUCUCUUUCUCUCAAGCAACAACCAUACACUCAUCUCUUCUCGUCUCCCUCUCUCUCCCCCUCAGUACACUACAUUCCUCAACAUUUCUUCUUCUUCUUCUUCUUGGCAAAAUAAUGCCUCCAAUCUUGCCUGAUUUCUCUAACUCCGUUAAGAUCAAGUAUGUUAAACUUGGCUAUCAAUACCUUGUAAAUCACAUUUUGUACCUUUUGUUGAUACCUGUUAUGGUUGGUAUUCUAAUUGAGGUUCUUCGUUUAGGCCCUGAUGAAAUCUUGAGCUUAUGGAGAUCACUCCAUUUUAAUACUGUCCAAAUUCUCUGCUCAUCCUUUCUCAUCAUCUUUAUUGCUACUGUUUAUUUCAUGUCCAAGCCAAGAACUAUCUACCUAGUUGACUAUGCUUGCUACAAGCCUCCUGUCACUUGCCGGGUUCCGUUUUCUACCUUCAUGGAGCAUUCCAGGCUUAUCUUGAAAGAUAAUCCCAAGAGUGUUGAGUUUCAGAUGAGGAUUCUUGAGAGGUCUGGACUCGGUGAAGAGACCUGUUUGCCUCCUGCAAUUCAUUAUAUUCCUCCAAAACCAACUAUGGAGGCUGCAAGAGGAGAAGCUGAGCUUGUUAUCUUCUCCGCCAUGGAUUCUCUCUUCAAGAAAACAGGGCUUAAACCUAAAGAUAUCGAUAUCCUUAUCGUAAACUGCAGUCUCUUCUCACCAACACCAUCUCUAUCUGCAAUGGUUAUUAAUAAGUAUAAGCUCAGAAGCAACAUAAAGAGCUUCAAUCUUUCUGGUAUGGGGUGCAGUGCUGGGCUGAUUUCUAUCGACCUAGCUCGUGAUAUUCUUCAAGUGCAUCCAAAUUCAAAUGCAGUUGUGGUUAGCACAGAGAUCAUCACACCAAACUACUACCAGGGAAAUGAGCGAGCUAUGCUUCUUCCUAACUGCUUGUUCCGCAUGGGAGGUGCCGCAAUUCUCUUAUCAAACCGCAGGUCUCACCGCUGGCUUGCCAAGUACCGCCUAGUCCAUGUGGUACGAACCCACAAAGGCGCAGACGAUAAAGCUUACCGUUGUGUGUUUGAACAAGAAGAUAAAGAAGGAAAAGUUGGAAUUAAUCUAUCAAAAGACUUGAUGGCUAUAGCUGGUGAGGCUUUGAAAUCAAACAUCACUACUAUUGGGCCUUUAGUCCUUCCGGCUUCUGAACAGCUCCUGUUUUUGUUGACUCUCAUUGGACGCAAAAUCUUUAACCCCAAAUGGAAGCCAUAUAUUCCUGAUUUCAAGCAGGCUUUUGAACAUUUCUGUAUCCAUGCCGGUGGCCGUGCUGUUAUAGAUGAACUGCAAAAGAACUUGCAGCUAUCUGCAGAGCAUGUAGAGGCUUCAAGGAUGACACUGCACCGAUUUGGCAACACCUCAUCGUCUUCGCUUUGGUAUGAGCUAGGUUACAUUGAAGCAAAAGGCAGGAUGAGGAGAGGAGACAGGGUUUGGCAGAUAGCUUUUGGCAGUGGAUUUAAGUGUAACAGCGCAGUUUGGAAGUGUAAUAGAACAAUCAAGACACCAACAGAUAGUCCAUGGGCUGAUUGUAUUGAUAGGUACCCAGUACACAUUCCUGAGGUGGUUAAGUUAUAGGCGCGAAGAUUGGCGGGUUACUUCUUGUUGUUUGCUAAACAUCUUCAAAGUCUGGAGACUUGCAUUCACUUCUCUGAUGAUCUGUGUUGUAUUCUCUGUUGCUCUUUCUUCUCGUCACACUGUUGUACUCUAUAUAUUCAUCUUCAUCUUCUUCUUUUUUGAAUUUCUCAUAAAUUUGCGUAGACAUUGGGUGAUAUGGCCACUUCUUGUAUUUAAUGUUCUCUUGCAAGAAAAAAAAAAAGGGCAGAAUAAGAGUAUGUAUUGGUGGUCUCUUGGGUCUGCGGAAAAAAAGUAAUUGCAAAAAUGGGAAUUGAAAUAAUGAAAGUAUGGAUUGAUGGCGA